Heteronotia binoei (common prickly gecko) is the source of this 3124-nucleotide messenger RNA. RefSeq names its product FERM domain containing kindlin 3 (gene FERMT3). Gene Ontology annotation, molecular function: integrin binding. Lineage: Eukaryota; Metazoa; Chordata; Lepidosauria; Squamata; Gekkonidae. The transcript has 15 exons. Gene Ontology annotation, biological process: integrin activation; platelet aggregation; integrin-mediated signaling pathway. The record is from RefSeq and is a predicted model, not a curated record. Gene Ontology annotation, cellular component: cell-substrate junction. The coding region runs from base 211 to 2184 and encodes 657 amino acids.
GGAAGUCAUUUUGCAAGGGGGUGGGUUCGAGCAUGUGGCGUGCGCAGUGAGGAAGUUGAUAAGGGAGGGAGAGGAGAACGCCCUGAACGUGGUGCAGUGGGGGCCCAAGAGGCAUGCUGUGACAGUCCCGGGAAGCUUGGGCCCACAUUCGAAUCCACAUCAGAGGCAUCCAGGUCUUGGUGGUGAAACCAGCACCUUAAAGGACUCACCAUGGCUGGUAUAAAGACAGCCAGUGGGGAAUAUAUUGAUGACUCUUGGGAGCUCAGCGUGUUCGUGGAGGAUCUGGGACCUGAGGCUGAUCCAGUCCCACUCCGAGUGUCCGGCAGCAUGCAUAUUGGAGGUGUCAUGCUCCAAAUAGUGGAUAAAUUAAAACUGCCGCGAGACUGGUCAGACCACGCCCUGUGGUGGGAGCAGAAGAAAAGGUGGCUCUUGAAUACACACUGGAGCCUGGAUAAAUACGGGGUUUUGGCAGAUGCCCGCCUGCUCUACACACCACAGCACAAGCCGGUGCGUCUUUCCUUGCCGAACCGGUGCGUCGUUCAUAUCCGAGCCAACUUUGCCCAGCCGGUCUUCACCGCGGUGAUCGACAUCUGCAGGGUACUUGGUAUCCGUCAUCCUGAAGAGCUGUCCUUGCUGCGUGCACCUGCUGAGAAGGAGAAGCGGAAGCACAAGGAGAAAGAAGGAAGUGCCGCAGAGUCCUAUGACCUGACAGGAGUCCGGCUCCCAACAAAUGCCGAGCAGCAGCUGUUCCGCGGGAUGCCUGCUCACUUUUCCGACAGUGCCCACACCGAAGCCUGUUACAGAAUGCUGUCCAUCAGUCAGACGGGGCUGACCCCUGAGCAGCUCUUGCGCAUGCAGCGGCCAGGAUCCCUUGUGGAGAAGACUCAGAUCAACAGCCGGUGGUUGGAUUCAUCACGGACUCUGCUGCAACAAGAUAUUAAAGAAAACGAUCAUCUCUGGCUACGCUUCAAAUAUUACAGCUUCUUUGACCUAGAGCCAAAGUAUGAUGCCGUGCGGAUAAACCAGCUGUACGAACAGGCCCGUUGGUCUGUGCUGCUGGAGGAGACAGAUUGCACUGAGGAAGAGAUGGUGGUCUUCGCUGCUUUGCAGUAUCGGAUCAACCAGCUGUCCUUGAACACCAGCCCCACAGACCACACUGGAGAUUCUGGCCUUGAUGACCUGGAUGCUGCUCUUGCCACACUGGAGGUCAAACUGGAGGGGAAAUCAACAACUCCAAAUGUUCUGGACAGUCUCACAGCCAUCCCAGAGUUGAAGGAUUACCUCCGAAUACUCAGGCCCCGCAAGCUGACGCUCAAAGGUUACAAGCAAUACUGGGUGACCUUCAAAGAGACAGCCAUCUCCUACUACAAGAGUCCUGAGGAAGCGCUAGGAGAGCCGGUGCAACAGCUUAAUCUCAAGGGCUGUGAGGUGGUACCCGAUGUCAACAUCUCAGGGCAGAAAUUCUGCAUCAAGCUACUGGUUCCUUCACCAGAUGGAAUGAGUGAAAUUCACUUGCGCUGUGCAGAUGAGCAACAGUAUGCCCAGUGGAUGGCCGGCUGCCGGCUGGCAGCAAAAGGCAAAACUAUGGCGGAUGCAUCGUACCAGGCCGAGGUCCAGAACAUCCUGUCCUUUCUACAACUGCAGCGGGCUAACCCUGAUGCUCCUCUUGCUACCGAAGCUGAGGCUGCCCAGUGGCUGGUGUCACCCCGUUACCAGAAGAAAUUCAAACCCAAGCAGUUAACCCCGCGCAUCCUGGAAGCCUAUCAAAACAUGUCUCAGCUCUCGCUCGUCGAUGCCAAGAUGAAAUUUAUCCAAGCCUGGCAGUCGCUCCCCGAUUUUGGCAUCUCUUACUUCGUGGUCAGGUUCAAGGGCAGCCGGAAGGAUGAAAUCCUGGGCAUUGCCAAUAACCGCUUGAUCCGCAUCGACCUGGCUGUUGGGGACGUGGUGAAGACAUGGCGAUUCAGCAACAUGCGCCAGUGGAAUGUGAACUGGGAUAUCCGGCAGGUAGCCAUUGAGUUCGACGAGCACAUCAACGUGGCUUUCAGCUGCAUCUCUGCCAGCUGCAAGACGGUGCACGAAUAUAUUGGUGGCUACAUCUUCCUGUCAACCCGCACCGCUGACAGUGGCCAGGAGCUGAAAGAAGACCUCUUCCACAAGCUGACGGGGGGCCACGAAGCCCUCUGACCUGGCCCCACCCAGCCUAACCUUCACCCCUGGCAUCAUACGGGCAGGUCUGCCUCCUCUAGCAGUUGUCGGGCUAGUGCUGAUGGGAACCUGAUGUGUCCCCCUAAGGACUUGAAAAACCAAGCUACAACUGAUGUGGGAGGCCAGGGAUCUGAUUUCCACCCUUCAUUAGUUUCUGAAAGCAUCUCUGUGCAGUUCCUGGGAUGGCAGGAAAAAGUAGCUCUCCCCCAGGGUUGCCAAUCCCCAGGUGAGGCCAGGUGUUCUCCCUGAAUUACAACCAAUCUCCAGACUACAGAAGUCGGUUCCCCUGGAAGAAAUGGUGCUUCAGAGGCUGGUCUCUAUGGACCCAUGUCCCAGCUGAGUUCCCCCCCAGGCUUCACCCCCAAAUAUCCAGGAAUUUCCUAACUCAGAGUUGGCAACUGUAAUCUCACCCCCCCCCCUCCAAAUUCCAAGUGCUGUUUCCCAAACAGACACAAUCACAAAGUAUGCCCUGUUAAGGAAAACAGAACAAAACAAAAAAGUACUGGGAGAAUGUCUCUCUUCCCCAUCCCACCAUGUUAGGGCUAGAAGCAGGUGUGUGUGUGUGUGGGGAAAAUAGCAUGGGAGAAGGAGAGCUGAUUUGAUUGAUUUGAUUCAUUGGAUCGAUAUCCUGCCCUCCCCACCGAAGGAGGCUCAGGGCAGCUGACCCUCCUCUUGGGCUCCUCGGCAGCACUAGGAGAUUUGACCCCCAGGGGUCUUGUGUACUUUGGUUGUAGGAAAAUAGGGAAUUUGGGCUAAGUAAGAAAAGAAUUGAUGGAGGUGGGGGGGGGGGCUGCCGAUCUUAUUUUAACAGUAUUGAAUUUUAAGUCUGUUUUACUGAAGGCCCCUUGACUGGAUUUUGCUUUUUGUUUUCUUAUUUGCCCUGAAGAGCUAUAAAUAAAAAUGUCCUUCCUGAUUCUCA